AUGGAUUUCUCGGAGGGCGAGCGGAAAGAGGCCGAGCACUUCACCGAGUUCUACAUCGACAAAUUAGAAAACGACUUCCAGCAUUUCGGCUACUACAUAUCCGACGAUGUGAUACUCGACUGGUUCGGGCAAACCAUCAAAGGCAAGAAAACCGUACUGGAAUUCAUCGAACGGGCCCUUUCCUUUACGCAUUUACUAACGAACAUCGUGCCGGUGAAAGGAAUAGGUUUUAAAGAUUCCCACAAAGUUAAAAUCCCUAAAGAAAAAAAGGAAACUCCUUUCAUAUUAUUGAGCCCCCCUAGGAACGUCCAAUUAAAAAGCGAGACCACCACGCCUAAAAAACAACCGAUACCUUCUACGAGCCAUAAUAACAACAACAACAAAAACAACUGCCCGUAUCGCAGAGAAAUCAAAACGAAAUACACCAGAGAUUGUUACGACAGAGACAACGACACCCUGACGGGUAACUCCUACCGUAAACUUCCAUCGACGAUAGCUCAUCGACUAAACAUUUCAGACAUUCCCACGUCCCCUUUGAAGAAACUGAAAACCUCCUCGUUCGAUCUAUCGGAGAAUCUCGAAACGCUGGAGAGCGAAAGCGAUUGCACGGAGAGCGUGCACAAGCUGAAGUACGUAAAAUCGGAGGGGCACGUGGAAUUCCACAAACCUAGCUUGAAGAAAUACCAGGCGGAGACCAAGUGGCAGAGGCCUUGCAAAUUGAGCGUCGCCUAUCUCUCCGACAACCCCGACGAUUACAUGAUUUAUCUGAUCAUAUACGAGGGGAACUUGAAGUGCAAGAGGAACUUGUUGAAGGACUUCGAGGCGGAGGAGUGCGAGAAUUAG
Phyllotreta striolata is the source of this 843-nucleotide messenger RNA. NCBI's taxonomy places the organism in Eukaryota, Metazoa, Arthropoda, Insecta, Coleoptera, Chrysomelidae. The record is from the annotation of a GenBank genome assembly.